Molecule: messenger RNA, 1419 nt
Organism: Fomitiporia mediterranea MF3/22
Lineage: Eukaryota; Fungi; Basidiomycota; Agaricomycetes; Hymenochaetales; Hymenochaetaceae
Product: alpha/beta-hydrolase
Exons: 17
Coding region: 1-1419 (472 amino acids)
Biological process (GO): proteolysis
Molecular function (GO): serine-type carboxypeptidase activity
Source: RefSeq, a predicted model, not a curated record
AUGAUUCCGUCAAGAAAGCGGGACGAAGAGGCGGCGACGAUUUCGUUCUCGAACCCGAAAGCGAAGGAGUUCUUCGUUGAUGGGAAGAGUAUUCCUGAUGUGAAUUUUGACGCUGGACCUUCGUGGUCGGGAUUGAUGCCAAUUAGUGGAGCGAAGAACGAGACCCGAAAGCUUUUCUUCUGGUUUUGGCCGACGAAUAAUGCGUCGAACGGAGAUGAGUUACUUUUCUGGACGAAUGGUGGACCCGGAUGCUCGUCGCUGGAAGGAUUCCUCCAAGAGAAUGGACCUAUUUCAUGGUCUUGGGGCCAGUCUCAACCAACUCCGAACAUGUGGUCCUGGACGAACCUCUCCCACGUCCUCUGGGUUGAGCAACCCGUUGGAACGGGCUUCAGCCAAGGUCAACCGAGCAUCGAGAAUGACGAUCAACUCGCAGAGCAAGUCAUGGGUUUCCUCGAACAAUUCCUCGAAGUAUUCAGCGAGUUGAAGGGGAAAAACUUCUUUGUAUCGGGCGAGAGCUAUGCUGGCUUCUACGUCCCUUACAUCGCAAACUGGAUAUACGAACAUCCGGGCCUCGACUUGAACCUCAAGGGAAUCUGGAUUGCAGAUCCGACACUAACAUACGGAGUCCUACAACAAGAUGUUCCAGCUCUCCGCUUUGUUCAGAAACACGCAGAUCUAUUCCCAUUCAACAGCAGCUUCCUGACCCAGCUGCAAAACAUUUCAGAUACAUGCGGAUAUACAGAUUACCUCGACCAAUUCGUGACGUAUCCUCCUGCGGGCCAGCUUCCCUUGCCGAAUGGAACAGAGGGAGGGUUCUCUGCUGUCGCGUCGUGUCGGCUUCAUAGUCCUAUACAACGAGCGAUCCAGAUAUUGAAUCCCGUGUUCGACGUGUAUCGCGUUUCUGAUACUUGGCCUAAUUUAUGGAGUGUCCUCGGCUUCCCGCGUUCCACGCAGGAAUUCAUUUACUUCAACCGGACGGACGUCCAAGAUGCAAUUCAUGCCCCACACAUCAACUGGAUGUCCUGCACAGACAACAGCGUCUAUGUAAACACAACGACUGGCAGACCAAUAAACGACCAGUCUAUCCCAUCCACGCUCAGUGUCCUUCCGAACGUCAUUGAGAAGUCGGAACGGACGGUCAUCGUACAUGGGCUUGCAGAUUUCAUUCUCGUUGCCGAGGGUACACGUAUUGCAAUCCAGAACAUGACGUGGGCAGGCGCACAAGGAUUCCAGUCUCCCAUUGAGCCAGAAACAUUCACGGUUGACAACUUCGGAAUCUUUGGUAGCGAACACUCGGAACGCGGUCUCACAUAUGUGGAAUUUGAGUUCUCAGGACACAUGACGCCUCAGUUUGUCCCUUGGGCAGCAUUCAACACAAUCUCGUUCCUCCUUGGAAGACAACCCUCUCCUUCAACCUAA